AUGGAUGGUGACAUCCUCUCACCCGACCUCGGACUUCCCCAGAAUGAAUUAAGCACACUUCGACGAGAAGUCAAUGUUAUAAUUCACUCGGCAUCCUCUAUCAAUCUUGCUAAAUCCCUCGACGAACUAUCAGAAGUGAUUACAGGCGCUAGUGAAAGGAUGACAGAUAUUGCUCUGACCUGCCCGAGUUUGGAUCGCUUUGUUUAUGUCUCAACUGCAUAUUCCAAUGGCCACCUACCAUCUACGGGCGAAGGCAUUGAAGUCGAGAUCAAGGAAGAUAUCUACGAUCCCAAUCCCAAAGAUCGUUCAAGUGUCAUGAAAGAGUGGAUACAGGUGCAGGAGACUGGUUCUAGUGAUGCGUAUGAAGCCCACGACUUCCCAUGGCCCUAUGCAUAUGCAAAGAACCUCACAGAGCGACUUCUUCUCCAUCGGUUCACUCAAAGCGGUGCUCAGGACAAACUUCUCAUUUUGCGCCCUUCUAUCAUAGGACCAGCACAAAACUUUCCAGUUCCUGGGUACAACGUCCCACUGUCGAGCCCAUCGACACUAAUCGCUGCUGUGCUCGCAUUGAUCCCCGGUGGUAUGGCUCUGGUUGCAACGAGAGCAGUAGGACAAAGUUCCCAAAUUUCUAUUGAUGAGGUUCCAGUCGACGUGGUUGCUGAUCGUUUGCUCGCCCAUUUAGCUGUGGGGACCAACGGUUGUGUUCAUGCAGUCAGUGGCAAGCGAGGACGACAUCAAUUCAUCAAUUGGUGGGAUUCAGCGGUUUCGCUGCGUCGCUUACCGAGGAAUAUUGAUUUGUAUUGGAAGGACCUGGACUGGAAGUCUGAUGAGCAACAUUGGUUGGCUCAGUUCUAUGUAAUCCUUGGGUCUUCUUUCGAAUUUUAUGAGGAUAAGACUGUCGCUCUUAGCCAGAAUCCUUUGAUCGAAAGUUGCAAAGAGCUGCAACUAUUCAAUAAGGUCAAUUUCGGAGAGCAGCUGCGAAGUCGAACGGAAGACAUCUACUUCGUGAUGAACCAUAUUGCUCAGAGUGAUGAGAGGGCACGAAGAGUCAUCAAACGAUACUAUCAGGAUUCCGUUAAAGCGAAAAUUUAG
Molecule: messenger RNA, 1092 nt
Organism: Penicillium expansum
Lineage: Eukaryota; Fungi; Ascomycota; Eurotiomycetes; Eurotiales; Aspergillaceae
Product: Male sterility, NAD-binding
Exons: 1
Coding region: 1-1092 (363 amino acids)
Biological process (GO): long-chain fatty-acyl-CoA metabolic process
Cellular component (GO): peroxisome
Molecular function (GO): alcohol-forming very long-chain fatty acyl-CoA reductase (NADP+) activity
Source: RefSeq, a predicted model, not a curated record